Pseudopodoces humilis (Tibetan ground-tit) is the source of this 1752-nucleotide messenger RNA. The record is from RefSeq and is a predicted model, not a curated record. NCBI's taxonomy places the organism in Eukaryota, Metazoa, Chordata, Aves, Passeriformes, Paridae.
AUGAAUUUCCUCCGGCGGCGUCUCUCAGACAGUAGUUUCGUGGCAAAUCUGCCCAAUGGCUACAUGAUGGACUUGCAGCGCCCCGACAGCUCCACCAGCUCCCCGGUUUCUCCUGCCACGGAGAGAAAGCACCUGCAGCCACCCCAGCCCUCGCACUCCUCCUCUGCUGGCAGCAGCAUCUUCAGCUCCAUCUCCAGCGCCAUGAAGCAAACCACGCAAGCGGCCGCGGGACUGAUGGAUCACUCGGCCGGCCCCGCACCGCCCGUGGCACAGAAACCCAAGAUCCUCCUGGUGAUCGAUGAUGCGCACACGGACUGGGCCAAAUAUUUCCAGGGGAAGAAGGUGAAUGGAGAAUUUGAAAUCCGAGUGGAACAGGCCGAGUUCUCCGAGUUGAACCUGGCUGCUUACGUCAUGGGUGGCUGCAUGGUGGACAUGCAGGUGAUGAGGAACGGCACCAAGGUGGUGAGCAGGUCGUUCAAGCCAGAUUUUGUCCUGAUCCGGCAGCACGCCUACAGCAUGGCACUGGGGGAAGACUUCCGCAGCCUCAUCAUCGGCCUCCAGUACGGUGGCAUCCACACAGUCAACUCCCUCUACUCCAUCUACAACUUCUGCAGCAAGCCCUGGGUGUUCUCUCAGCUCAUUAAAAUCUUCAACUCACUGGGCCCUGAGAAGUUCCCCCUGGUGGAGCAAACGUUCUUCCCAAGCCAUAAGCAGAUGCUCACAACUCCAAAUUUUCCUGUAGUGGUCAAGCUGGGACAUGCUCAUGCUGGAAUGGGGAAGGUCAAAGUUGAGAACCAGCACGACUUCCGGGACAUGGCCAGCAUAGUAGCCAUGGCUAAAACCUAUGCCACCACCGAGCCAUUCAUUGACUCCAAAUAUGACAUCCGAAUCCAGAAAAUUGGCAGCAACUACAAGGCUUACAUGAGGACUUCCAUCUCUGGAAACUGGAAGGCAAACACAGGUUCUGCGAUGCUAGAACAGAUUGCAAUGACAGAGAGGUACAGACUCUGGGCAGAUGCCUGUGCAGAAAUGUUUGGAGGUCUUGAUAUCUGCGCUGUCAAAGCUGUCCACAGCAAAGAUGGAAAAGACUAUAUCAUUGAGGUGAUGGACAGCUCAAUGCCCCUGAUUGGGGAGCACAUAGAAGAGGACAGACAACUUAUAGCUGAUCUGGUUGUUUCCAAAAUGACUCAGCUUGUCAUCACUGCUGGAUCUACGCCAUCACCACUGAGGCCUUGGCCUCCACAAGUUCAGCCUGUGUCAAUGAAAUCUCAGGCUGGACCUCCACUUGGACAACUGUCACAACCACGGCCUCCUCCACAAGGUGGACCACGUCAGCCACAGGGAUCUCAGCCUCCACGAACAAACGCACCCCCACAGCAGCGGCUGUCUCCUCAAGGACAGCAGCCCCAGAGCCCCCAGUCCACUUCUCCUCAGCAGCAAAGGUCACCUGGAUCUCCACAGCAAGUCCGGUCAGCAACUGGGUCCUCUCCAGUCCAGGCCUCCAAGGCAGGCGCGUUCCCUCCACAGCAGCCGAGGCCUCCUGCCCAAGGCCGGGCUCCCAGCCAGCCGAGCCCCACAGAAAUGUCCAAGCCGCAAACCACCCCACACCCACACCUGAACAAAUCGCAGUCCCUGACAAACAGCUUCAGCAUAUCUGAGUCAUCUCAACGAGGAAAUGCCACUGAAGAUGAAGCAAAAGCUGAGACCAUCCGCAACCUGAGGAAAUCAUUUGCUAGCCUGUUUUCUGAUUAA